Molecule: messenger RNA, 2206 nt
Organism: Physella acuta
Lineage: Eukaryota; Metazoa; Mollusca; Gastropoda; Physidae
Product: protein TBATA
Source: RefSeq, a predicted model, not a curated record
AUAGGUUCCACGUCUUGCUUGGCUUCCCGCGCCUCUACAGGCUCGUCUGCCGCCACUUUAUAAAGACCAAUCAGCGGCAUUGUUUUAAGCGCAGUCGGGGCUGGCGUUGGUUACCGCGCGCGUCCGUGGUUACGAGCGUCAUUGGCCUGUGUCGAGGCGCGUCUAUUGCCACUGGAGCAGGCGGGGUGGACGGCACGCGCAAGAUAUCGUCACGUUUUCUGAUCGCUGCUUGAGAUUACCUUUCUAGCACGUGAGGGCGUCACAAAGCCAGCAGAUGGCGCUGUCGGAGGUUUUCAGACCGAGCGAUGGGGACCUUUUUGUCAGAGACACACUUGCACACGGUCCUGUCGUCUCCGUGGACACGUACAAGAAGGAGGGGGAGCGUCGACCCCAGACGCAAGGGGGGUACAGGUUCGGGCAGCUGAGCCACAACUCUUUCUUCACACGUCACAACCCACACCCGACCCGGGUCCGGCAUUUUAAAGGUCUGCUGGAUGUCCCCAUCUGUUCAGUUAACGAUGACGGCUAUUUCGCCAACCCAAGAUAUUCUUUACAGUUUCCUCCCAGCAGUUUUGAUAACACAAAGCUCAAGAGCUGGAAGGGUCGGAUCCCAGUCAACGCGAUCAACAUCAACAGUCAACUUCACCCUAUCAACACAAUCACCGGCGUACACUACUUCACCGGGUUCAACAGUUAUCCGUUCAGGGAGAAGGCCAUACCACGUGUAGGCUUGGUGCCGGUAACCGAGGCUUGGAGGGACGAACUCGCCGAGUUCACCAAGAACCUGCUGCUACAGGAAGAGCCGGUCAAACAGAAACCGGAAGAGGAAAAACGUCCCCGGACCUCGGUCUACUCGCCGGACACCGGUCGCCUCAUCCCUCCCCCCUCCCGCGCGAUGACCAGGGGCGGAUCCAGACGAGGGCACCAGUUUGUUGGCGGCAACUUCCAGCACAUCUCAGCGGAUCCGGAUCUGGAGAACACGGUGCUCAUGAUGUUGUGUCAGAUCCUUCAAACAGACGACAUCAGCGCAGUACAAGCCUGGCUCUGUUCUGCUGGACAAAGAGAAAAAGACCUGGUAAUGAACCUGGUGAGGAGUGCAGUGGCAGGGAGAGAGGAGUACUACAAACAGUACCCUGUGGAGUAUCUGCAGGAGUUUGACAAGUCCAAGUUACCUGCCAUUAGAUCUGGCACAAGCAGUGAAACCAACAGGUUGGUUCUGGAUGAACCGAGCCAGGAGCCAGACAGCAACAGGUGGCAAAAGGCCAAGACCCCACCAGCUGAUGCAGGCAGGGAACCAGCUGACCAGCCAGUACAAGCUCAAGAUUCACAAGUGACGCCGCCUACAACAGAAGCUUUCAAACAAACCUCCGCCACAGCAAGACCAGUAACGUCACAGAAGCAGGCCAGGGCACUGACCCCCUUACAACCCGCCAGGGUUACCAAAACUGAGAGCGCUAAGGCCCCCAAAAACAGCAGCCCAAAAGCCAGUCUGAAGUACACAAAGAAUCCAAGCAAGGAGCCAAUGUGGAGCCAAAACAAUUCUGUGUCUAAAUCUUGAUUGAUCCAUGUUUAUAAAUGAAACAUUUUAAAAUAACUUGUUAAUAAUGCUUAUUUUCUCACAGGUUGCAAAAAAGUUUAAGCUUAAAGCCUUCACAUUAAAAGAAGGUACUGCUUGCAGGAAAAAAAAAGUUUGAACAAAUAUCAAAUAUGUAAAAUAAUGUUUAUAAAAACAAGAGUUAUUGUUCCUGCUUAACUUUUUUUUUUUUUUUUUGCUCUUACUUGUAAACUCCAAAAAAAAAAAAACUUAAGCACACUAGUUUUGAGCAACAACAAUAUUUAAUGUUUUAAUUAUUUUUAUACUGGAAUUGGUUACACUUCCUUGCUCUAAUUUAAAAGAACCUCAUCAAUGCUAGUGUGUGUCAGAGACAUCCAGAGUUUUUCAUAUACACCCAUCAAACAGUAUUACAUUAGAUCCAAGCUAACAACUGUCUCAAAAAUGUAUUUAUUUCAAAUAAAAAAAUAAUAUAUACAUGUUUUUUUUAAUUUAAGAGUUACCAGUAUCUGUGAUAUCCUUCUGUGUUAAAAAAUGUAUAUCAACUAAGUUUAUCAACUAUAUGCCAGUAUUAAAACUUGACCUUUAUGUUUUUCUUUGCUUUAUCAUCAAUUUUUAUUAAAACAGUGAAUAAAAAUAAAAACUCUGUAUCAA